Ostrea edulis (European flat oyster) is the source of this 1091-nucleotide messenger RNA. RefSeq lists its product as uncharacterized. The record is from RefSeq and is a predicted model, not a curated record. NCBI's taxonomy places the organism in Eukaryota, Metazoa, Mollusca, Bivalvia, Ostreida, Ostreidae. Bases 146 to 628 code for a protein of 160 amino acids. The transcript is spliced from 3 exons.
UUUGAGUGACGGGAGCAUUAGCCAAUCAGAGAGCUCCAUUUACACGCGCUUUCUGAAGCUAAGGACGCGCCGCCAUUUUGCCCGACAACAAGCGAAAAUUCGACAUUUUAUCGGAUUGUUUACAUUGGUUUAUGACAACGCAAUUAUGGUGAAACGUUGCUGUUGGGGCACUUGUAACACUGAUAGCAGAUACCCAGAUCGGCUUCAAGGAGGGAUAGUGUUCAUUCCUUUUCCAAAACCUGGAAGAAACUUGGAAAAAGCGAAGAGGUGGAUACGCUUGUGUGGUCGUCCCCAUUAUCAGUUAAAUGAAGAUAUACUCAAAGAAAGAGGGAAAGCGAAACAUUUAUAUGUGUGUUCAAAGCAUUUUGUCAAUGGCCAACCAUCUGAGAUUCAUCCUGAUCCAGUGUCUGCAGUCAGUUAUGAUGCAUUGACACCAGCUCGAAAACCACCCACCAAAAGAGGGUCAAGUUCAGAAACGAGAACUACAUCUAAGCGACAGAUUUUGAUGGACACUAGUACUGAUAUGAAUCAGCACAAUGAAGCUGGCAGUGAUGUGUUAAAGGCAUCUUCUGAAAUCCAACAUGUUUCAACGACUGCAACUACAAUUUCUCAAGCAUCAGCAACAUAAAAUGUGAACCCACUUCUUCCUGGUAAUUAUGUUCUAUGAUUGAAUAUUAGUAUCAAGGAGCAGUAUUUGCAAAUGACAUGAUAUCUAUGCACCAAAAUAAAAAAAAAGUAAAUACUUCACUGAAAGUGUAAAGAGAACUUCACUCAACUGAAUUUGAAUUAUCUAGUACAUUUAUAUACAAAUUUAAGUGUAUGACAGCAAACAGAAUUUUAUCUCCAAGACUCUCUACAUAUAUCUACCAUACAAAGAUGUUAAUGACCUGUAAACAAAUCUUUCUGUCACACUGAGUCAGUGUUUAUUGUGUCCUUGUUGUUAUGAGGGGAGGGGGCAUAUUAUGUCAGGUACAAACACAUUCUUGUUUUCAUAGUUGGUGUGGUAAAUCAACAUUAUACAUGUAGAUCAGAAUCACAUUUGUGGAUAAAUGGCUUAAAAUGUUGGACAUAAAACUUAGCUAGUUUCUGAA